AUGGCGGACGAACCUGGACAACCACCUGCGCUUACCACGCUGAGCCUCGCUGAGAAGGCGCCUGCCUCGAAGGCCGUCAGCCAGGUUAUUACUCCUUUCGACGUGUCUGGAGGCGUGGAUGAGACUGGUAAGCUUUUGCCAGUUGACUACGACAAGCUCGUCCGUGAGUUUGGAGCGACUCCUCUCACUCCAGACUUGCUCGAGCGCUUCGAGAAAGUAACGGGUCAUCGCCCGCACCGUUUCAUGCGCCGUGGCAUUGUCUUCAGUCACCGUGAGCUCAACAAGAUUUUGGACCGUCAUGAGAAGGGCCAGCCUUUCUACCUUUAUACUGGGCGUGGUCCCAGUAGUGACAGUAUGCAUGUUGGACACACUGUUCCAUUUGAAUUCACCAAGUGGCUACAAGAUGUUUUCGACGUUCCUCUCGUUAUCAUGAUGACCGAUGAUGAAAAGUACAUGCACUCUCAGAAGAUCGAGGUGGAGGAUUCGAAGCGCUUUACCAAGGCCAACGUGAAGGAUAUUAUUGCGAUUGGAUUCGACAUGAAAAAAACUUUCAUCUUCAGUGACUUCGACUUCGUUGGCGGUGCUUUCUAUGAGAACAUCUGCAGAAUGGCCAAGCGUAUCACGAUCAACCAAGUGCGAGGUACAUUCGGUUUCACUGACAGCAACAACAUUGGAGAGUUCCACUUCUGCGCCACUCAGUCUGCCACUGCCUUUGCGACCAGUUUCCCCCAUAUUUUCGGUGAAGAUCGCAAGAAGGUUUCGUCCAUUCCUUGCUUGAUUCCCUGCGCCAUCGACCAGGAUCCCUAUUUCCGCCAAUGUCGUGAACACGCUGAAAAGAUGAAGUACAAGAAGCCUUCCCUCAUCCACUCCAUCUUCUUGCCUGCCCUUCAAGGCCCUGGCUCCAAGAUGUCAGCCAGUGUUGAGACUUCAGCUAUCUACAUGAACGACACCCCGAACAAGAUCAAGAACAAAAUCAACAAGUACGCUUUCUCCGGUGGCCAAGAGACCAUGGAGCUCCACCGUGAGCUGGGCGGCAACACCAAGGUCGACGUCCCCUUCCAGUAUCUCACCUUCUUCCUGGAGGACGACGCUGAACUGGAGCGUAUUCGUGUCGCUUACGAGAAGGGCGAGAUGCUUACGGGCGAGUUGAAGAAUCUCUGCAUUGCUGAGUUGCAAACGUAUGUGAAGGGAUUCCAGGACCGUCGCGCCCACGUCACUGAUGAGGUUCUGGCCGAGUUUAUGCGCCCUCGUCCUCUCGAGUGGAAGGGAAACCCCAACCCAGUAAUUGCUGAGAAGAAAUAA
Molecule: messenger RNA, 1302 nt
Organism: Penicillium oxalicum
Lineage: Eukaryota; Fungi; Ascomycota; Eurotiomycetes; Eurotiales; Aspergillaceae
Product: tryptophan--tRNA ligase WRS1
Exons: 2
Coding region: 1-1302 (433 amino acids)
Biological process (GO): tryptophanyl-tRNA aminoacylation
Cellular component (GO): cytoplasm
Molecular function (GO): tryptophan-tRNA ligase activity; ATP binding
Source: RefSeq, a predicted model, not a curated record